Oncorhynchus keta (chum salmon) is the source of this 3763-nucleotide messenger RNA. RefSeq names its product protein unc-119 homolog B-like. NCBI's taxonomy places the organism in Eukaryota, Metazoa, Chordata, Actinopteri, Salmoniformes, Salmonidae. Gene Ontology annotation, molecular function: lipid binding. Gene Ontology annotation, cellular component: cilium. Gene Ontology annotation, biological process: nervous system development; cilium assembly; lipoprotein transport. The transcript has 5 exons. The record is from RefSeq and is a predicted model, not a curated record. Bases 179 to 916 code for a protein of 245 amino acids.
GCACUUGCGCUCUGAUCAGUUGGCAUGGCAACUGUACAGCAUGUGCCUAAAAAACAAGUGCUUGACCCAUCAACGAGAAGCGGAGAUUCGACAGUCAACAACUACGACGCCAUCUUAUUACUUUAAGGUAGAGAGAGACAGAGACAGAUAGACAAGGUUGUCAUCAUAGCUGGGAAUUAUGAGCGGAGCUAAAGCCCGCAUCGACCCGCCUGUUGCUGCUGAGAAUGUCUCGAGCGCCGGGCACAGUUCUGCGACUCCUGCGCGGGAGCGCAAGCCAAGUGGAGGGGUUCUGAAGAGACUCAAGUCUCGGCGAAGCCAGGUUGAUAGUAGGCCCGUCACAGAAGACCAUCUGCGGACACAAGUUGGCCACAUCACCCCUGAAGAGGUCCUAGGAUUGCGGGUUGCUACACGGGGGUACCUGUGUAAACCAGAGGACAACAUCUUCAACAUAGAUUUCAUUCGCUUUAAAAUCAGAGACCUGGAGACAGAGACUGUGUUGUUUGAAAUUGCCAAACCACCUCAUACGGAGGAAGACGAGGAGAACGGAGAGGGAGACAUGAGUGCAGGACGUUUCGUACGCUACCAGUUCACAGCAGCAUUCCUACAACUGAGGACAGUGGGAGCCACAGUGGAGUUUACAGUUGGCACCCGGCCUCUGAACAGCUUCAGGAUGAUUGAGAGGCACUACUUCAGGGAUCACCUCCUGAAGAGCUUUGACUUUGACUUCGGCUUCUGUAUCCCAAACAGCCGCAAUACUUGCGAACACAUCUACGAGUUCCCUCAGCUGCCCGAGAGCUUGGUUUGUCAGAUGGUGGAACAUCCCUAUGAAACGAGGUCAGACAGCUUCUACUUUGUUGACAACAGACUGGUCAUGCACAACAAGGCAGACUACGCUUAUAACGGGGGCAGGCAUUGAGUGUGUGUGUGUGUGUGUGUGUGUGUGUGUGUGUGUGUGUGUGUGUGUGUGUGUGUGUGUGUGUGUGUGCGCGCGCGUGCUGUGCCCAAGCCUAUACUCACACCAGCAGACUCUCCCCCAAAUGUUGAUUACUGUAAGUUAAAACGCCUUUAUUGUCAUGGUAUAGCUGUAUAGUAUGGAAAAGUUUAAAAACGGCAGGACAGAGCCGCAUAGAGCCACAUAGACUACUGGCAGUAGUAUGGCAAAACUCUGCCAAUAGUGCUUUCUCUGUACCACCAAAAGGAAGCAGGUUGAACCCCAAUGAUGUGUCUCAACUAACCAAAUGGUUGAUUUUAGUGUGUAGUUGGACAGUUGAUGUACUGUGCACUCCUUGGCUUUUAAGGGAAAGCAUAUUCCCCACUUUUGUUGAACCAUGAGAAGCACUAGUUUCCCACCAAAUGCAGCUUUUUAGGAGUGCGUCAUACCCGUAAAAGACCCAACAAUGACCACACACAGGCAGACAAACAAUCUUUCUCUCUUUCUUUCCCUAUUUCUAUUUCUCUCUAUCGUAACCUGCUGUGCUCAGGCCCACACUCCAGUCUGGAAAUAUAAUUAAGAUGGGAAUGGGGAAGACAUCCACGCACUCACACACUCACUGUCAAAUACACAUGUUGUGGGGGUGCUUUCUUGCAGGAGGGACUGGUGCACAUCACAAAAUAGAUGGCAUCAUGAGGGGGGGAAAUUAUGUGGAUAUAUUGAUGCAAAAUCUCGAAGACAUUAGUCAGUAAGUUAAAGCUUGGUCGCAAAUGGGUCUUCCAAAUGGACAAUGACCCCAAGUGUAUUUCCAAUGUUGUGGCAAAAUGGCUUUUUUUUCUUUCUUGACUACAAAGUCAAGGUAUUGGAGUGGCCAUCACAAAGCCCUGACCUCAAUCCCAUAGAACAUUUGUGGGCAGAACUGAAAAGGCGUGUGCAAGCAAGGAGGCCUACAAACCCGACUGAGUUACACCAGUUUUGCCAGGAGGAUUGGGCCAAAAUUCUCCCAACUUAUUGUGGAAGCUUAUGGAAGGUUACCCAAAACAUUUGACCCAAGUUAAACAAUUUAAAGGCAAUGCUACCAAAUACUAAUUGAGUGUAUGUGAACUUCUGACCCCCUGGGAUUGUGAUGAAAGAAAUAAAAGCUUAAAUAAAUCAUUCUCUCUACUAUUAUUCUGACAUUUCAAAUUCUUAAAAUAACGUGGUGAUCCUAACUGACCUAAGACAGGGAAUUUGUACUACGAUUAAAUGUCAAAUAAAUAAGUUCAAAUGUAUUUGGCUAACGUGUAUUUAAACUUCCGACUUCAACUGUAAUUAUUCGAGGAACAGAAUCAGAACCAGGAACGAAAGUGAUCUAUAAUGUUCCAGAACAGAACCAUUAUUUGAAAAGCAUGGGAACCGGUUAAUAACAUUCUUCUUUGUUCCGGGCAUUUUUUUGCAUUCCUACAAAAAUUGCAACAAAGCACCUAUGCAAAGCCCUCACUCUGUUACAUUUACAUUUAAGUCAUUUAGCAGACGCUCUUAUCCAGAGCGACUUACAAAUUGGCGCAUUCACCUUAUGUUACUCAGAAACGUAUUCCAGUAUCUGCCUGCCAGCUGGAAAUCUUUGCCAGUUUGUGCGCGUGUUUAGGCUACCUGCCACUUCCCCACCCAAAGCAUAGGUUACUGUAGCCUACUUAAGCGUGAUUCAGAAAUUAGGGAGAGAGAUUUUUUUAUUAGAGAAGAAUGGAUUAACUUUUUCAAUGCUGGUUAAGGAUACUAUAGUUAUACCGUUUCACAUUGGAUUUAUUAACUACAAAAGAUAACACAAGUUUUUAAUUCUAGUGCUGCUCUGCACACACAAGCUUGUUAGCUAAUGUUAUUUCUGCUCCAACAUUAAGCCAACUCUCUGAAGUUCAAAGACAUUCAAAGUUCCCCUACGUAGGUCUAAUUAUACCUCCUGUGUAGGUAUAAUUCUUUGUGCCUAAUUCAGAUAAUGCAUGUCAUGACAAGAUGCCCUUCAAGCCAGGCCUCCUACACUUGUCCAUAGUGACUGACAGCACAGUGUGUGUGUGUGUUUGUCUUUCAUUAUGAUUGAACCAUGCUGUUACGGCAAAAGACAAUUUGCUUUUAACGACUUUCCUCUAAAGAUGAAAUAGCUUAUCCGCUCCAUUGCAAGCUGCUCUGUCCACACUGAUUGGUGAGGUAAUUUGAUGUCGAAAUGAAAGAACAGAAAGGAACUAUAUAAUCGGGUGCUUUUUUGAGGUUCGAACCGGUUCAAACUUUAUUUUGCUGGUCGGAAUAGUGGAAUGGACCCCCAAAAAAUGUGGAUUCUGUUCAGAACAAAACCAUUGGAAAAUCAUCUAAAUCAUCUAAAGCAGUAAAAGUCACCGGUGUUAAAAUAACUAGAACUUACAUUUUUAUGUACACAAAUAUGUCCUUUAUUUUUUGUGUCGUUUGGUUGAUUUGAAAGGCACUUAAAAAAUAUCUAGCUUUUAUUUUUAUUUAUAUAAACUGAGAAGACAGCUCUGAUCAGAAAUGUUUUUCGCAGUCAAUAAUUAGAUACGCAAGUCAUACAGUAUACAGUGUAUUACUCAACUCUUGAUUGUAUUAAUAUGUCAGGUUGAUACUUGUAUUAUGUUUUAAAGUAAAAUGUUGUAGUGUUUUGGAUUGUUUCCUCUAGAAACACCAAAAGUAUGUGUGGCGUGGAAAUUUAAAAGAAUUGGUGAUUGAUCUUUGUUAGAUAGAAAUCAAAUGGUGUAUUAUUGUGUAUUUUGUUAACUACUGGUGUCCAGGAUAAAGUGUAGUUGUAUGAAAUAAAAAUGUUGUCAAAAAUAAAUAAAUAAAUAUACUAUA